AUGGCCCACUUCUACUCCCAAGCCGACUCGGGUGAAGCGUUGUUCCCGUGGCUGCUAAGCGGAAAGCCGUCACACCCACCAGACGACCAGCCCGCUAAGUCGAAGCUGCCUACUCCAACAAUCCCCCCGCCUGCUACAGAGGAGGACAUAGACCCGUGGGAGUUGGCCUUGGGGAAACUCAAGAGAAUUCCGCAACUACGUCCAAGGGGAUACAACAGACACGAAGAAGUUGCGAGGCCGGUACAGCAACCAGAAAUGGAAGCCACUGCCGGAUGGGACUCAUUACGAGCUGCACACCCUACAGUUCAACGACGAGACGGGAUUUAUCGUGACACACCGGCGCCAGCAGAUCUUCAGACAAGCGAUUCUUCUACAUCAGAUGGACAGCCCAACUAUCCACCGAAUCGUCAAUACGAUCUGCGGCGCUGGUUACAGCAUCGUCUUCCAUGA
Molecule: messenger RNA, 450 nt
Organism: Gigantopelta aegis
Lineage: Eukaryota; Metazoa; Mollusca; Gastropoda; Neomphalida; Peltospiridae
Product: HMG-Y-related protein A-like
Exons: 2
Coding region: 1-450 (149 amino acids)
Source: RefSeq, a predicted model, not a curated record